Molecule: messenger RNA, 906 nt
Organism: Raphanus sativus (radish)
Lineage: Eukaryota; Viridiplantae; Streptophyta; Magnoliopsida; Brassicales; Brassicaceae
Exons: 3
Coding region: 1-906 (301 amino acids)
Source: RefSeq, a predicted model, not a curated record
AUGGAUUACAGUGAGUAUGGAAAGGUUCAAGAUGAGAAUGAGGAAGAAAAUGAAGUGUUUUUUGAAGAUUUCAAAAGGACAUAUGGUAAUGAAGGAGAAAUAUCGAUUGCUAACAAUAUCUAUGUCAACCAGAGUUUUGUCAGUAAGCAUGCACUGGUUUUAGAGUUGAGGUUGACAACAGUGAGGUUUAGGUUCUCUUUCAGAAUAUACAAGUCAACGAGAACUAUCUUUGUGGCAACAUGUCGUGUUAAUGGUUGUGGGUGGAAGCUCAGAGCGAGUUUGAAACAUGGGACAAACACGUUUUGGGUUACCAAGCUUUUCAUAGAUCGUGUUGGAAUCAUUGAUGGGUUGAAUCCCCAGCAUAUCAAAGAUGUAAUAAGGAUCAUGUUUGGCAUGAAUCUUGAUUACAACAUUUCAUACAGAGCAUUGUUAUAUACGCAAGAAUUGGUGAGAGGAUCAGCGGAAGAUGGAUACGAGCGACUGCCUUCAUAUUUAGAGCAAAUCGCCAAAGCAAAUACGGUUUCUAUCACCGGUAUAGAGCUUGAUUCUGAGAGUAGAUUUAAGUAUCCAUGUCUCUCUUUUGGAGCUUCUAUAAGAGGUUUUCAGUAUCAGAGAAGGAUCAUUGUGGUGGAUGGGAAUCACCUAAGUGGGAAGUAUGAAGAUGCUGAAAAUGAAGAAUCUUGGGAAUGGUUUUUCACAAAAUUGGCGAGUUGUGUAUCUAAUCAGUUUCCUCUGGUGAUUGUCUCCGACCGGCAUGCGUCCCUUAAAAGUGCAUGUGAUAAGGUGUUUCCUUGGGAAACCCGAAGAAUAUGUUAUUAUCACCUUCAGUGUAACAUUGUCCAAAAGUAUAAAGGGAAGCAUAUCUUGUACUUGGUGAAAGGUGCUGCUUAUGCUCAUACACUUUAA